This is a messenger RNA of Vigna unguiculata (cowpea), 3972 nucleotides long. RefSeq lists its product as uncharacterized. The record is from RefSeq and is a predicted model, not a curated record. Gene Ontology annotation, molecular function: DNA helicase activity. Gene Ontology annotation, biological process: telomere maintenance; DNA repair. Lineage: Eukaryota; Viridiplantae; Streptophyta; Magnoliopsida; Fabales; Fabaceae.
AUGUGUUGCUCUGGUGGGAAAGUCUUACUUCCACGUGUUCCUCCUCCACAUGAGCUUCUUCAAAUAUUUUCAGAUCAAACAUCUGAAAGUAGACAUUUUAGACAACAUAUAAGAAGUUACAAUCAUGUCUUCUCAUUCACUUCUCUUGGUGUUCAUAUGGAUGAAACUAUAGUAGCAAAUGGUCGUGGUAUAUAUAGUUUUCGUGCUCAAGGUGCAAUCUAUCAUAGGAUAGGAGGAUUUUAUCCAAAUGAUGGGUCCAGACCCCGGUUUUUGCAGUUGUACAUUUAUGACACUGAACAUGAAUUACAAAAUAGGAUGUUGGAAAACCCUCAACUUCAUCAAAAUAUUGUUCAUAAAUUACAACAAAUAUUACACCGGUGCAAUCCUUUUGUGCAUGUAUUUCGACAACUUGCUGAAGAACCAAAUAUUCAGAUAUGUUCUUUACUCAUUAAAGAGCGUCCUGCGAAUCAACCACAGUAUAAUCUUCCAACUGCAUCUCAAGUAGCAGCUAUUAUUGUUACUGCAGACACAAAAUCAAUGGCACGUGGCCGAGAUAUUAAAGUUGUAGGUCAUGAUGGAAAUUUAAUAAACAUACAAGAAACCGUAGGAUAUUAUGAUCCUUUACAAUAUCCUUUAUUAUUUCCAUUUGGAACAUAUGGCUGGGACACCAACACAAAAAAUCAUAAUGGCCAAAGUAUCUCUUGCCGAGAAUAUUAUAGUUUCAUGCUUCAGAUUCGUCCAAAUGAUCAGUCUGUAAUAUUACAAGCGGGACGACUUUUACAACAAUAUGUUGUAGAUAACUACGUUAAGAUUGAGACCGGAAGGUUACGAUGGAUUCGUAAUCAUCAAAACAACAUUCGUGCUGAAGUGUACCAAGGUUUGCAGGAUGCUUUGCAUGAAGGACAAACUCACGCAGAUACUGUUGGAAAGAGGACAAUAUUACCAUCGUCAUUUAUUGGUAGUCGUCGAGACUUGACACAACGAUAUCAAGAUGGUAUGGCAAUUGUUGCUCACAAUGGAAAACCUGAUAUUUUUCUUACAAUGACAUGCAAUCCAUCUUGGAGUGAAAUUUCUUCUGAACUACAAAAUCAACAAACUCCACAAGAUCGCCCUGACUUGCUCACAAGAAUCUUUCGAGUAAAAUUUGAGCAAUUGAAGGAAGAUGUUGUUAAUAAAGGAGUCCUCGGAAAAGUUAAUAGUUAUAUGUAUGUUACUGAAUUUCAAAAACGUGGGUUGCCGCAUGUACAUAUGCUAUUGAUCUUAGAUAAUAAUGAUAAGUUACGUGAUCCACAAGAUUAUGAUAGCAUUGUGAGGGCAGAAAUACCAAAUAAGGCAGAAGAACCACAAUUGCAUGAAGCUGUGUUGAAACACAUGAUACAUGGUCAUUGCGGAACUCUCAAUCCUAGAUCACCAUGUAUGAAGCGCAAUCAAUGCCAAAAGAGAUUUCCCAAGGAUUUCUUGGAAGAAACACGACAAGGUAAUGAUUCAUAUCCACAAUAUAGAAGACGUUUUGAUGAACCAAUUUCCAUAAAUAGAAAUGUGACUGUUGACAAUAGAUGGGUGGUUCCUUAUAAUCCUUGGUUACUCUUAAAAUACGACUGUCAUAUAAAUGUUGAAGUCUGCAGCAACAUCAAAAGUAUUAAAUAUUUGUAUAAGUAUGUUUACAAAGGACCGGAUCGAGUAGCAAUGGAGAUUCAUAAAGGACCAAUUAUAGAUGAAGUCCAGCAAUAUCUCGAUGCUAGAUGGAUUUGUGCUCCCGAGGCUUUAUGGAAAAUCUUCAGAUUUACAAUCUAUCGAAUGAAUCCAGCUGUUGAAAGAUUGCAAAUUCAUUUACCAAAUCGACAACAAGUGCGAUUUUAUAAGCACCAAAACAUCAAUGACGUGUUGAAUGAUGAUAACAACUCCAAAACCAUGCUCACACAAUUUUUUGCACUCAAUCAAAGAGAUCCCCAAUCUAGAACAUUUUUGUAUCGGGAAAUUCCAGAGCAUUAUUGUUGGAAUAAUAGACAUAAGGAAUGGUAUCCAAGAAGGUCAAACAAGAAAGUUAUCGGCCGAAUGUAUACUGUAUCUCCUUCUGAAGGAGAUAAGUUCUUCUUGCGGGUUUUGCUUUCUCACAUAAGAGGACCAACCAGUUGGGAAUAUCUAUUAUCACCAAAUGAAACAUAUUGUCACACAUUCAACAAGGCGACUGAGAAAUGGGGAUUUUUAGAAAGUGACAAUAGUAUUCAUGAAUGCUUAGUUGAAGCAUCAACUUUACAAAUGCCAUAUGCUUUACGAAGACUAUUUGUGACCAUAUUACUUUUUUGUGAACCAACUGAUAUUAGAAGCCUUUGGAAUCACUUCCACACCUAUAUGCUAGAAGAUUAUACUUCAACCAACACUUCUGUCAAUGAGAACUUGAUUCCUAUGUUAUUGAGGGAUUUAAAUGACUUUUUAAUUCAGCAUGGUAAAACAAUCAAGGAUUUUGAUUUGCCACCUUUAUCUUAUGAUGCAUUGGCAACUACUUCAGUACCAAGAAUUAUACAAGAAGAAUUAUCAAUACAGAUACCUAAUGAAGAUGUUGACAAUGUACACAGAUUGAAUCAUGACCAACUCAUUGCCUUCAAUACCAUUUUAGAUGUAAUCAACCGUAAUCAAAGUCAAGUCUUUUUUGUGGAUGGACCAGGCGGAACCGGUAAAACAUUUCUUUAUCGUACUUUAAUUGCACAUUGUAGGAGCAACGGUCAAAUUAUUUUAGCUACAGCCUCCUCUGGUAUAGCAGCAACAUUAUUACCGGGUGGUAGAACUGCACAUUCUCGAUUUAAAAUACCUAUCAAUAUCGAGGCCGGUUCAUUUUGUUCUAUAAGUAAACAAUCAGAUCUUGCAAAACUAAUAAAAAUAGCAAAGGCAAUUAUUUGGGAUGAAGCACCCAUGAUUAACAGAUAUGUUUUGGAGGCACUAGAUCGAACAUUAAAGGACAUUCUAGAUUCUGAUGCUCCAUUUGGGGGGAAAGUGAUCAUAUUAGGAGGUGAUUUUCGUCAGGUACUGCCAGUUGUUCAAAAAGGUACAAAAGCACAAAUGAUUUCUGCCUGUAUUAUUAACUCUCAUUUAUGGAGUAACACAAAGAUAUUACAUUUACAACAAAACAUGAGAUCAUUACAAGAUCACAAUUUUGCUGAAUAUCUCAUGCGCAUUGGAGAUGGUAUUGAACCAACACAAGUUGAUGACAUGGUUAAAAUACCCCAACAACUAGCAAUAUCAUGGGAAGGAGAAACCUCAAUACAACACCUCAUACACCAAACUUUUUCUCAGUUACAAUUUCAUACAUGGGAUGCAUCUUAUAUGGCUGAACGAGCCAUACUAACUCCAAAAAAUGAAGAUGUAGAAAAACUUAAUGACAUAAUUAUCGAUCUAUUUCCAGGAGAAGAUCGUAAUUUGUUGUCAUUUGAUGAGGUUGAAGGAGACACAUAUCAUUUAUACCAACAUGAGUACUUACACACUAUUUGUCCAGGAGGUUUGCCACCACAUAACUUAAAGGUUAAAAAAGGAUCACCGUUAAUGUUGUUGCGAAACAUAGACCCUAAAUCUGGGUUAUGUAAUGGGACAAGAUUAUUAUGUCGUGGGUUCUAUAUGAACAUGCUGGAUGUUGAAAUAUUGACAGGUCACCAUGCAGGAAAAAGAGCUUUCUUACCAAGAAUUAAACAUAAAACAACAGAGAGUGCAGGUCUUCCUUUUGUGCUUAUUAGGAAACAAUUCCCUGUGAGAUUGAGUUUUGCAAUUACUAUAAAUAAAUCACAAGGACAAACUAUACCUACCGUUGGAAUUUACCUUCCACGACAUGUUUUUAGCCAUGGUCAAUUAUAUGUUGCUUUAUCAAGAGGUGUUUCUCAAACUUCCACAAAAAUCCUUAUUAAAGAAGGACACCUUGAAGGACAAGAAGGCAUUUUUACCAAGAAUGUUGUUUAUAAGGAAAUUUUGUUAUCUCAAAACUAG